GGAUAGAAGGGCGAUAAAAGAAUAGCCGAUAAGAGCUCCACCCAGUCACAGAAAACAUGUAAUUCUCGAAGUAGCGAAAAAAUAUAGUUAACAUUUUUUUAUUUUUCACUCGCAACUCAUCCACCGCACUUCCACCCUCGUCACCAAAAAAUAGUCGCCUCAAGAUGGACCAUAACGAGAUCUCCAUGACCAUGGAUGUCAAGUUGGAUACACACGACAAGCGUCCAGUGGCAUUACGCUACAAGACGUGGACUCGGUGCCAGGUGAAAAUCGAGGCCAUCAAGUGUGUGCCCUGCUUUCUGCGGCUCAGUUUUCAAGCUCAAGAGACGGAGUCCCACGACUUACAUCCCGCCAAACCCAUUAUUGUCUCCGUUAACGUUCCGGGUGUCAGCCUGAGUUUAGCCACCUCGCGCACAAAGCAGCACUCCUACGGGCUGUUCUGGACGCAGAACCGACGCGACUGUUUCAUAUACUUCGCUCUGGAGACGGAGAUCUCCUGUCGACGGCAUAUGAAGUGGAUGCGAAAAUCGAUAAAGAACUUGGAGCUCUACCGGCAGGUAUUCCUUGAGCAGCGUCGUCUAAGCAGGGGCCCUGGGGCUCUGGGCCCGCUGCCCAAUUUGCCAGAAACGUCAGACGCAGGCCCUCUAUCGCCGCGCGUUUCCCAGAUCUACGAAGAGAUUUUCGACGGCAGCCGCAUUUCCCGUGUGUCCAUCGCCUCGGGAAUCUACGAGGAGAUGAAGCCAUCGGUUAUGGAGACACCCUCGCCGCCGCCACUUCCCAUACAUCCUCACCGCCAGCGUAUCAAUACCUUUGAAUGCGCCCAACUGGGUGACAUUCCACGUUCCAGCACCAAUCCCGAGUCGGAGUUAGCCAAGAAAAAGAAGUACAAAAACAUGUUGGACAACCUGUUUGGUGGAGCCCGUCAAAAGCGUUCUGGUAGCACCAGCGAGCUCGUUCACGAACCAAAUGAGGAAGUAUUACCGCUCUACGAGAAUGCUCCGACUCCAGAGCCAGUGCUUCCGGUAAAGCGUACAUCCCAGUUGAGCAAGUCCCAACGCAACAGCUUCUCAAGUCCGGACCUCUCCAAACUAAAUUUUCUAGAUGCUUUUGGUGAAUAUUUCGGAGCACAGAACCACGAAUCGAGUCUGGAGCUGAACAUAAGUUUGGAUGAGUCGGUCAUUGAACCGAUCUCCCGAAAUCAGAUUGUGGCCCAGAUAACUAGCCAACUCAGCAAGGCCGACUCUUUGGAGAGCCUGAACGUUUCCGAGCAACUGCCGUACAAUUUCAACUUUUCCGCUUGUAACACGUCCACUAUCAAUCUCAUCGGAUCGCAUGGAGCUGUUCCGCAGAGCAAUCUGAUAAAGAAAAACAAGAUAUUGGAGGACGAUCUAACGGGAUAUUGUGUAAUGGCGCCCAUUUUAAAGGCGGUGGUGAAGGAGCUGCCACCACAGCCAGGCGGCAGCACGGUUUCCACUUCGUCUGGCUAUUCUACGGGCUCAUACUGCUCCUCCACCAGUAGCUGCAACACGGAGGACCAGCCCACCAAAACCCAAAUGGCCAACGAGAGUGACAUUUACGAAGCAAUGCACGGAAGCUCUUUAAACAGUACCGUCGGAGCGGCUGCAGCUGGAUUUGCGGAACAUCUCUAUGAGAAUUUGUUAGCUAUCAAGGCCGCACAGGAGCUAGAGGCGCAACCACUUGGUUUUGGACUUAGCACCAGUACACCCACCGAAUCUCCCUUAGCGCCAGCUUUGCCCCAAAAGGGAACACCCAAGGAGAAAACUUGUCAGCAGAAGCCUGAUGAGGAGAACUACUACCAGACACCAAGAAAGUCGAUCAUUAGUGUGGACGACAAGAUACCCUCCUACUAUCCCAACAGCUGCGACACCCUCAAGUCAAAGCGACGCAGUCCCACCGAACAUGGACCCAGUCUCAAACACUUGGUUAGCUCUAAGCUGCGAAGGGAGCGAAAAGAAAACCUAUACAUUUCAUCGCCCCAGCAAAUCAUUGAACAGCGUCACAAAGCGUCCUCAAUCUCAUCAUCAUCAACCAAAACAAAAAUCUCAACAAAAAAGACUGCCGCUCACAAAAUCUCGGAUAGCGUUUAUGCCGUCACCCAUCCUGUCAAGCGCCCAAAUAGCACUAAUAGUAACAACAUCCACCAAAAUAAUAACAACAAUAACAAUGAAGGAGUGGAUGACGAACUACUACACUUAACCAUGCUAAAGAACAUCGACUUUAAGUUUGACGACGGCCAAGUAACCGAGAAUUCUGGUCAAGCAAAGGCGACGGCUCUUGUAGCAUCAAACGGAUGUUCAGUGUCACCAAAAUUGGAAAAGGAGUGCGAGGAUCGCUAUCAGGCUGCGGAGCAAGCCGCUCGUCUAUUGCAAAAGUACGCCACACUGGCUAAAUUUGGACAAUCCCCGAGCAAGACUAAGCCAGCCGCAUCUCAUCCAGAGCCAAUGAUCCAAUCCGUGGCCACGUCUAAUGAGUUGCAGCCCUCUGGAGGAAGCAUGAGGAAAUUUGCCUCGCUGCCACGCUUCAAGAAAAUUGACUUUUCACCACUGAAGAUGAGGCUUAACAAUGUCCUGCAGAGAAAUCCUUCGUCGCCCCAACAGUAGCGGGCAUUUCCACAAAUUAUGUAUCAAUGUUAAACACUUCACUGUGGAAACAUGCUGCUUUUUAUGAAUUUCGCUUUUUAUGUUGUAGGUUCUUGUGAAUGUGAUCUGCCCAUCUUUCUUGUGUUAAUUGGACAAGUUGAUGUCAUCAGCUUAUUAUUAUGUUAUCCGAGUAUGUAAUACGCUUCCCCACGAUGCACUUAGUAUUAAGCCUUAUAGGUUGAUCUUGCUUUGUCAAAGGUAUAAAAACGAAUCAUAUCUGGCUCCAUUUGAGGGGCCUCUCUAGUAUUACUGUUGUGAACUAACGAUGAAUGUCUACAAUUUAUACAUAUGAAUAUGCUCAAUUAUGGAAAUUUACACAAAACGCUUUUAUACAAAUUAAAUUUAACCCAUAUUGUUGACUCAUUUAGGCGCCUGAUUGUUGAAAAGAAACUAAAUUUAGCUAAACAAGUUUUUAUUCUAUAUAUUACGAUCAUAAUAAACCAGGAGGAUCUUGCGCUGCUUCUGAUAUUUCAGCACGGUGCAAGAUUGACACUACGCUUUUUGGCUUUGCAUAACAUAUCAAAAAUUAGUUAAUCCUACCAUAAAAUGCUUCUAGAUAGCAUAACCAAAGCUCAACUGUACCGUGACUAAAACUUAAGCUUAAAAAUAAAUGAUUGCAGCAACUGAAAUAAAUUUUACAACCAUCAGAAA
Drosophila eugracilis is the source of this 3311-nucleotide messenger RNA. RefSeq lists its product as uncharacterized. The record is from RefSeq and is a predicted model, not a curated record. Lineage: Eukaryota; Metazoa; Arthropoda; Insecta; Diptera; Drosophilidae. The transcript has a single exon. The coding region runs from base 165 to 2621 and encodes 818 amino acids.